UUAAUUCAAAAAUGCUCUGCCAUUAUGCAGAUUUUUUUUUGACGUUUUUUUAGGACGUUUGACAUAAAUUUCAUUUUACACUGACACAGGUGCAAAAGCAAAAAAACAAAAUUUGAUGAACGUGGAUGUAUUUGAUUGAACCAUGAUACCAAUUCGACGCCAAGGCGAGAAAUAUAAAAUGAAACUUCCUUGUGUUUUAAUAUCGUUUGCCUUUGUAUUUGUUUGGGCAGAUAUAACGACUUAUAUGAGGGCGGUUUCCAUUACAAACAAACACAUUCAGCUAGCUUUUGAAAAUAAUGUUGGUUCAAGAGGAAAUGGAUUGGAGUAUGUAAUAAAAAGAAUUGUUAAUGGAAAUGGAUUUUCAAUGGACGAAAUGAAUUUUAUGAUCGCUGUACCGGAGAAAGCAAGCCUUACCAACGUAUCGGGAUCCAUAGAAUGCCAGAGAUUUAUGAGAGUUGAAAUAACUUCUGCAUUAUCUAUUCCUAUGCCUGAUGCUGCAUACCAAAAUUUUCGAAACUCCAACUUGACUGAACUAGGAAAGGCAAGGAGACGCUACACUAGAGAAGCUUUAAGAAAAAUAAUUCUCAAGAUAUUAGCCUCGAAAGAACCAGUUUUCAGUUUAGGCCAGAUACAUCGAUUUGGUAAGCUGUGUUGUUUUAUAGGAUUGUGGAUGAGUACAAAAAUCCCAUCAUUAUAUAUAACAGGUAUUAAGACUGAAAAUAAUGGUGUUUGUGUCUUAAUGGAUGGUUCCGAUCAUUUAACAAAAUACAGAUCCUUUAAUGGCGUACUUUGGCAAGUAGAUGCCGUUGACAUUGAUAAUAAAAUAAUAGAACUAAAAGCACAGCUACUCGAGGAACAGUAUAGCCAUUACUUAGACUGACUCUAACAGUGUUUGUACCUUAAUGGAUACAUCCAAUAUCGUGAUACAAAAUACAUAUCCAUCGAAGCAAAUAUUCGCACUUGAGAAACAGUUAUACAAUUAUUUGUACCAAUUAUUAAUAUUAUAUU
Molecule: messenger RNA, 1008 nt
Organism: Adelges cooleyi (spruce gall adelgid)
Lineage: Eukaryota; Metazoa; Arthropoda; Insecta; Hemiptera; Adelgidae
Exons: 11
Coding region: 143-880 (245 amino acids)
Source: RefSeq, a predicted model, not a curated record